AUGGGGGAAGCGCUUCGUUCCGGCUCUGUUGAGUGCAUCUCGGACACAAUGGAGAAGCCGCUGUUGGACGACCGUUCGUACCGAGUGAUCCAAUUGCCCAAUCAAUUGGAGAUUCUUUUGAUCCAGGAUCCAGACACUGAUAAAGCUGCCGCUGCUAUGGAUGUCAACGUUGGUAGCUUCAGCGAUCCGGAUGAUCUGCCGGGGACCGCGCACGCGGUAGAACAUUUGUGUUUCAUGGGUACGAAGAAGUAUCCAGAAGAGACCGAAUAUAGCACUUAUUUAACUAAGUAUGGUGGCUACUCCAACGCCUACACGGCCUCGACAUCGACCAAUUACUAUUUCAAACUAUCUGCGAGUUCAACGUCUAAUAGUCCGGGCUCAUCCGCAAAUGUAAAGCAACCCAAUGUUCCAAUCUCCAAAGACAAGGCUCCUCUCUAUGGCGCUCUCGAUCGUUUCUCGCAAUUCUUCAUCCAGCCACUCUUUCUCGCCGAUACCCUAGAUCGCGAACUCCGUGCUGUGGAUUCAGAGAAUAAGAAAAAUCUUCAAAGCGACACGUGGCGCCUGGAACAACUGGGCCGCAGCACUUCGAGUGAGAAACAUCCCAUCCACAAAUUCGCCACCGGCAAUUAUCAGUGUUUGCGUGAGGAACCGGUGUCGCGGGGCGUCGAUAUUCGGAAGCGCUUCAUCGAGUUUCACGAGGCUCAUUAUUCGGCGAACCGUAUGAAGCUCGUCGUUCUGGGUAGAGAGUCACUGCAGGAAUUAGAGAGCUGGGUUCAGGAGCUCUUCUCUGACGUACCGAACAAGAACCUGCACCGUUUGAGGUGGGACGGUAUACCAGUCUUAGAUGAGCCCGAGCUCAUGACUCAAAUAUUUGUUAAACCGGUGAUGGAGCAAAGACAGUUAAACAUUGAUUUCACGUAUCCCGAUGAAGAAGAACUCUUUGCCUCCCAUCCCAGUCGAUAUCUGGGACAUCUGAUUGGCCAUGAGGGCCCUGGCAGUGCUCUUGCUUAUCUGAAGGAGCUGGGUCUCGCGGACUCUUUGUUGGCUGGGGCUUCUGCUCAGUGUCCCGGCACAGCAAUUUUCUGUGUUGACAUGCGGCUCACUGAAAAGGGCAUUCGGCAAUACCGGGAGGUCUUAAAAAUCAUCUUCCAAUAUAUUGCUAUGCUGAAAGAGAACCCACCACCUGCCUGGAUCUCGGACGAAAUGAGCCGCUUGGCUGAGGUGGAGUUCAAGUUCAAGCAGAAAAGCCCUCCAUCCCGAACUGUGAGCGGUCUGGCCCAGCUCAUGCAGAAAGCUUGUAUACCACGCGAGCAUUUACUCAGCACUUCCCUCAUUCGCAAGUUUGAUCCGGAAAACAUCGAGCGCGGCCUAUCCCAUCUACGUCCUGAUAAUUUUCGGUUCUUUGUUGUUGAUCAGCAGUUUCCGGGAGAUUGGGACGCAAAAGAAAAAUGGUACGAGACCGAAUACAAGCUCGAAAAAAUUCCCGAAGAUUUCAUGCAAGAUCUCUGGGCCGCCGCACAGGCUCCGGUCACAGAGAGACCUUCCAGACUUCACUUACCAGCUGUGAACGAGUUUGUUCCGCAACGAUUAGAGGUUGAACGGAAGGAUGUCACAGAACCAGCUCGGCAACCUACGCUGAUCCGCCAUGACGACAAUGUCCGUGUGUGGUUCAAAAAGGACGAUCAAUUCUGGGUGCCCAAAGCCAAUAUCAAGCUCUUUCUUCGGUCCCCCGUGGCCUCGCUCACUCCUAUGAAUGCCGUCAUGACCCGUUUAUACGUUGAUUUGGUCGAAGACAGCCUCAAUGAAUACGCUUACGACGCGGAUAGAGCCGGUUUGAGCUAUAGUCUAUCCGAAAGCGCACAGGGAUUGAAUAUAGAAUUAAACGGUUUCAACGACAAGAUGUCGGCGCUUUUGGAGAAAGUAUUACUGGGAGUAAGAAAUUUGGAAAUCAAGCAAGAGCGAUUCGACGUGGCCAAGGAGAGAGUGAGGAAAGCGUAUAAGAACUUUGACUACAUGGAUCCGUACCGACAAAUCAAUGCCUUCUCGCGCAUGUUGAUCAGCGAAAGAUCUUGGGCUCCCUUUCAAAUGCUCGAGGAGCUUCCAGCUGUGACAGCCGAGGAUAUACGUUCGUACUUUCCCGAACUGCUGCGACAGAUGCACAUUGAGAUCCUCGUCCAUGGCAACUUGUAUAAGGAAGACGCGCUAAACAUUACAAAACUUGUGAAGUCAACACUCCGCCCACGUCGAUUACCAGAGAGCCAGUGGCCGUCACGCCGCACGAUUGCACUACCAAGUGGAGCAAACUACCUAUACGAGCGGGUACUGAAGAACCCGGAUAACGUCAAUCAUUGUCUCGAGUAUAUCAUCUCAGUCGGCUCUGUCUCGGAUCGUUCGCAACGAGCCAAGCUGCUACUUUUUUGCCAGAUUGCCGAAGAGCCGUGCUUUAACACGCUGCGCACAAAGGAGCAGCUCGGAUAUAUCGUCAACUCGGCUGUAGGCGUCUAUGUGACGGCCGGCACAUGGCGCAUCCUCCUGCAGAGCGAGAGGGAUUGCAAGUACCUCGAAGAGCGCUGUGAUGCAUUUUUGGUGAAGCUUGAGCAGGAUUUGCGCGCGAUGACCGACGAGACGUUCGAGGAGCAUAAGAUCGGAUUGAUCAACAAACGCUUGGAGAAAUUGAAGAAUUUGGAUCAGGAAACGUCGCGUUUUUGGACUCAUAUUACGAGUGAGGUGUUUGACUUUGAGCAAGUCUAUCGCGACGUCGAAAACAUUGAACCACUUACGAAGAAAGACAUACUCGAAUUUUUCAACCAGUACAUCCAUCCCUCUUCUUCAACUCGCGCGAAACUGUCUAUACAUCUUAUUGCACGGGCAUCUACUGGAGCUUCUGCAGCAGCAGAAGACAGUGCCGCCGCUGAAGAGAACCCUGACGCUUCAGCGUUGCGUGAAACUCAAGACGUUGUAGCAGUCAAUGGACAUGAGCCUUCAGUGUCCAGCGCGAAGAUUCCCGUCAAGGUUGAAAAUGUCAAAGAAUGGAAGGCAAGUCUGCACCUUUCGGCGGCUGCAACACCAGUGAAGGGCCUAACCGAAUUCGAGGAGUUUGGAUCGAAGUCAUGA
This is a messenger RNA of Aspergillus thermomutatus, 3114 nucleotides long. RefSeq lists its product as uncharacterized. The transcript has 3 exons. Gene Ontology annotation, molecular function: metal ion binding; metalloendopeptidase activity. Lineage: Eukaryota; Fungi; Ascomycota; Eurotiomycetes; Eurotiales; Aspergillaceae. Gene Ontology annotation, cellular component: cytosol; mitochondrion. Bases 1 to 3114 code for a protein of 1037 amino acids. Gene Ontology annotation, biological process: peptide catabolic process. The record is from RefSeq and is a predicted model, not a curated record.